CCCCCUGAAGCGCAAUAAUUGAGGCCAGAACAACAAAGACAACAGUCUACUGGUUGAGCAUGAACCCGACGUUAAUGCAAUCUGGUUGUGGACAUGUUUGUCAACCCCAAUGCCAGCACCCAGGAUAUCCGUGAAUUCUUUUCUGAUACCCCCAACAACAACUGGACGAGGGUCUUGCUUCUUUUGUGGGUGUUCAGAUUUGGCGCCAGGAAGACGCUAUUCUUCCACCUCGCAUCAUCAUUCAGCGGAGUGUCGCCUGCGGUGUUCUUUAUGCGGUGUGCAUCGGCGGAGGCAUGGUUUCUUUAAUCUAUAACCUGCCAAUCUGGUUUCAGGCCGUCAAAGGUACCUCGGCAAUCCAGUCUGGUAUCGACACUAUUCCCCUUGUCCUCUCUCUCGUCGUUGGAGCCAUCAUCUCUGGCGCUAUCAUUACCCGGACUGGAUAUUAUGUUUCGUGGAUGUUUGUUGUCACAAUUCUCACCUCUGUUGGCGCGGGAUCUUUGUCAACGACUUGUCACAGGAACUCAAGGGAAUUGGAGGGAUUGAUAUCGAGGGGAUUAUUGAGGCCGGGGCGACAUCUCUGGCUCGAGCGGUUCCGUCAGAAAAAUUCCACAUUGUCCUGGUUGUGUACAACGACGCUCUACUAAAGAC
Ilyonectria robusta is the source of this 648-nucleotide messenger RNA. RefSeq lists its product as uncharacterized. Bases 294 to 644 code for a protein of 116 amino acids. Gene Ontology annotation, biological process: transmembrane transport. NCBI's taxonomy places the organism in Eukaryota, Fungi, Ascomycota, Sordariomycetes, Hypocreales, Nectriaceae. The transcript has a single exon. The record is from RefSeq and is a predicted model, not a curated record. Gene Ontology annotation, molecular function: transmembrane transporter activity.